Messenger RNA from Suillus subaureus, 1143 nucleotides. RefSeq names its product thioredoxin-like protein. Gene Ontology annotation, biological process: response to endoplasmic reticulum stress. The coding region runs from base 121 to 912 and encodes 263 amino acids. The transcript is spliced from 6 exons. Lineage: Eukaryota; Fungi; Basidiomycota; Agaricomycetes; Boletales; Suillaceae. Gene Ontology annotation, molecular function: protein-disulfide reductase activity; protein disulfide isomerase activity. The record is from RefSeq and is a predicted model, not a curated record. Gene Ontology annotation, cellular component: endoplasmic reticulum lumen.
UUCCGACGCUGCACGUUAUGGCAUAUUAAUUAGCGAUAACAUUCACACUCUACUUCGACUCGAUACACCCUCUGGCGGGCUCAUCUGCUCGUUUAAUUACUAGUAUCGGCCUGUUUCGCAAUGCUUCUAUAUCCUCUAGCUGCGCUUUUGGUGUCAUUGCCCACAAUAGUGUCUGCAGCCAUAUUUCCUCCUGAUACCAAGGUCAAGAUGUUGGACCCAAAAGGUUUUCGCAGGGCUAUGAGGAGUAAUAGAACGAGCGUGGUUGCGUUUGUCGCCCCAUGGUGCGGGCACUGUCAACGGAUGGCUCCCGAGUACAGCAAGGCCGCUGAGAAUAUGAGUCCACUUAUCCCGUUUUAUGCAGUAGACUGCGAUGCCGAGCUGAACAAGCGGUUGUGCGGAGAACAGGGUGUUCAAGGGUUCCCAACACUCAAAGUCUUCCCUCGUGGUAGCCUGGCCCAGCCUGAGCCGUACGACUCCAACGAACGUACUUCUGGCAAGUUCAUCCGCUGGGCCUCGCGCUCCGUGCCCAAUAAUGUAAAAUCUCUUCCGCAUAUCUACGACAUCCCGGCGUGGUUGGAUAAGACGAGCGACCUCCCACGUGUCAUUCUCUUGAAUAAGGACAAGAAGUUUCCGCUGCUCUGGCAGGUCCUUGCGAAUAACUACUGGAAGAAGAUGGCGUUUGGCCACCAUACAGACCCAGAUGGCGCAUUUGCGACGUCGUUGGGGUUCCCAGCGACUGUUGAGGGAAAAAUAUCAAAGGUCAUUGUGUAUCCACCAGGAUCUAGCGUGCCGGUUUUGUAUGAAGGGACGACCAAGUAUGAGCCGUUGACCAAGUUCUUUAGGUCUAUAUUGGAUGGGUCAGCAGACUUCCUCCAAACAUCACCAGAGCAAUCUGUCAGGGAUGAACUGUAAUUUACUUGGAUCAACUUAAAGCGAUUGACAUCUUCUACUCCAACGUGUUUGGAGUUACCCUUGGAUGUGUCACCAAUCUCACACGGUGUUCGUCAGAGGUCGACAUUCUCGUAUUCUGGCCAGUGUCUUAAUGAGAGGGGAAGCCACGCACAUGCUCACGGACAAAAAAUUGUUUAUGAUUCGUGUUCUAUGUUCUGCAUAACCCCCAUUUCCCGCAGAUAUGGAUGAGCC